AUGGCGCGUGCCCUCGCGGCUCUCGUGCUCAUGGUGCUUCCGUGCGCGGCGCUCAACAGCCUCAACUGGAGGCUCUUGCCGUCGUCGGAGCCCGCAGGUCAGCAGGCGGAGCUGGAUGCAGGCCUCGACAGCGUGGUCAUGAUGCAGACAGUCGCCACCCCGCUCAAGGAGCAGGAGGGCUUCGCGCACUUCGCCUUCGACGACGACCUCGACGACCAGGUUGUGCUGACAGCCCCGGCCGCGCUUGGCGAGGCCGCGGUGGCCCGCCGCAGCGACAUGGGCGGCUUCGGGGGCGCCGUACUGGCCUACCUGUACGGCCUUACUGGCUUGACACAGCCGCUGCCCACGAGCGGUUCUACUGGGCAGUCCUUGGGCAGGCCUGCGCUGGAAGCCAUGGACGACAGUGAGCUCCCCAAGGGCAGUAAGAAGAUAGUGGGCUCCAAGAUCCCGAUCGGCACCAAGACAACAGGACUUGUUGAGUUGGGCUCCAAAAAGACGUUGAUUGCUUCAGGGGGCAAGGCGCCCAUAGUCCCCGACGACUCGCGGAACAAGGACAAGGACAAGGACAAGUCUGGGAAGGACAAGGACAAGGACAAGGCCGGGAAGGACAAGGACAAAGACAAGGACAAGGCGGGCAAGGCGAACAAGGACAAGGACAAGGACAAAGACAAACUGAAGAAGGGAAAGAAGACCCAGAAGUGGGGCAAACGGGCGGCAAGAGCUACUCGCGCUCGGCUCGGGCGGGGGUGCAGUUCCCGGUCGGGCGUUGCCACAGGUACAUCAAGAAGUACAUCUCUGCUGACAUGCGCGUCGGUGGCACGGCUGGUGUGUACGUGGCCGCGGUAAUGGAGUAUUUGGCAGCCGAAGUUUUGGAGCUUGCCGGGAAUGUUGCCAAGGACCAGAAGACGAAACGCAUCACCCCCCGCCACCUGCAGCUUGCGAUACGUGGUGACGAUGAGCUGGACGGUCUCAUCAAGGCGACCAUUGCAGGCGGCGGCGUCGUUCCGCACAUUGACAAGUCCCUGCUGACGACCAAGUCGAAGGCAAAGAAGCAGAAGAUUGACGCCGACGGUACUGCUGGGUUCUGACCGUUAGCUCCGCCGACCGCACAAGCCUGAAGGGGAAUAGGCUUGAGCUCGCUCGGGAAGGAAUGCAAUCCCUGGGCCUGACCACUCAGGCGCUACAUUGCGCAUUUUCAUGGGAUCUCGCCCUUCUCUCGCCCCCUCCCCUCCCCGUUCCGUCUGUUCCUCCGUCCCUCCUCCCGCUCCUUCUCCUCGCGGUUCCCAUGCUCAUGGGUGUCUCACCGAGCACAGAUCCUGGCCUCCAGGAGCGCGGCCUCGGCGUGUGCGCCUUUGUGGCCUCCGCCCUGCGCCGCUGUACGUAUUUGGCCCGUCUGCCGAGAGCAGAGGAAGAUCGAACGGCACCAGCCUAAACACUCGGGGGUCCACGCGGAUUUCGCUGGGGGCGGCGGCGGAGGCGCCGCCAGAGGGGUCCACCGCCGACCCAAGAGAUCCGCGCG
Molecule: messenger RNA, 1519 nt
Organism: Prorocentrum cordatum
Lineage: Eukaryota; Dinophyceae; Prorocentrales; Prorocentraceae
Source: the annotation of a GenBank genome assembly